UGUCGAGCUGGGCUGUUAGGGUGUGGGUCACACACUGUAUGUCAGGCUGUACUGCCGGUGUGUCGGGCUGUACUCUGCCUGGCCGCCCGACGCGGUUGAACCCGCGUGUGCGCGCUCCCGCCCCCGCUCCCUUGCGCUACGUGGCUGGACAGGAGCUGAGCGGGAGCGACGGCUGUGGGAGCGGACGGCGGUCCGGAUCCGAACCCGGCGACAGGCGGCCUGUGUGGAUCAACCGUUGCUCUAGGCCUGAAAACCACUGGGUGCUUUAAUAAAACAUGAUAGAAAGGAAAUUUCUAGCUGCACAGCAACGAAAGCUAUGUGCACGGAAGCAUUUCGGUCACUAAGCAGCUACGCACCCACGCAGUGAAGUGGGAAGAGUGCCUACAAACACACCUGCCUCUGGGACAGAGAGACCUAGGAGAGUAGUACAUGGCUCCCUGACAGUCGCAUCACAGCAUCCCAAUAGUAAAGAGUGGUCCUGAGGUACCACACGUCAGCUACGUGAUGGAACAAAGCUGAUAGAUCUCCAAAACAACAAUGGACGUACAGGAAUCAGGAAAGUCCAAAGAUGAGAAAGUAUUGGAAGAAAAGGAGGGGCCAAAGAAUGACCUGUGGAUGCUGAAUAGCACCCCGCUGGACAUCAUUGACAUUGGAAAAGGGUUGAAGAUGCAGUCAGAGAGACCCCACCUCGUGAGUCUGGGGCGCGGCCGACUGAGCAUCGCCAUCACACUCAUCCCAAUUAAUGAAGGCAAGACGAGGAUUGGCACUGAAGAUGCUGCCACUGUGCAGGAUAUUAUACUACAAGGGCAGGAUGUGGCAGCCGAACACUGCUACAUCGAAAAUGAAGAGGGUGUGAUUAAGCUGUACCCAUGCGGCAACUACUGCACCAUGGAUGGCUACCUGGUGAAGGAGCCCACACAACUGACCCAAGGCUGCAUUCUGUGCCUGGGCCAGUCCAACUACUUUCGCUUCAACCAUCCUGUGGAAGCAAAGCGGAUAAAGGACAUGAAGCCUGACAGUGAGACCCUGUCCACACCUGGUUACUCCACAGGUCUUGCCAACGGCCAGGUCUUGGCACAGUCCCCGGCCCCGCGAGCGGCGAGCGGCGGAGGAGGUCUCCCGGAUGUCGAGGCCAAGUCAAUGAAGUCUACUCGCCACAGCCCAGGACCCGAGGGACAGGCUGCCCACGCUGCUGAUGGACGACCCUCUCUCGGCUCCCGGUUGGCCUCUCCUCCAAGCUCCUCUCCCCUGCUUCUGCAACCUGGUGACACCUCCCAGCAGCUCUUCCUCGCCAGCUCUCCUGUCCCACUGAGUUCCCCACGGAGCCCCUCCUCUCACCACCCUUGGGGGAGAUGGGGCCUGCCCAGAAGCCAAGAGCCCCUCUACGGCUGGGAUGACAGUAGGUGGCCAGAGAGGGCUGGCUGGAGCUCAGGUCGGGGGAAGGAAUCGGCCAGCAUGCCCUCUAGUCCCAGGAUGGGCCGCAGGCCGCAGCUGACACCAGGCCUCUCUGAUUAUUGGUACAUUGGGCAGGAGAGGGCUUCUGGGGCACUUCCUCGAGCCAGGCUGGGUGCUGGGGGUUGUCUGCAGCAGAUGGGGGUUCACAGCCGCUCACUGCCCAAGCUGCAUGGGGUGGCUGAGGCCCAGCUGGUCCCCUUCACCCCAGUCCCAUCCUCUAAAGGGCUCCCCGUCCACCCCUUCCCGAAGCUGGGGUCACGGCAGCUCCGGCCGGGCCUGGAGGCUGAGGGGGCAGGCUUCCUGAGGGGCAGCCCCGGGGCAGUCCUGGGCUCACUCGGGAGGGACAGUCCCCUGGGCCGCAGCCGCGUGAACAACGGGGGCCCCUUCCCAGGGUCAGAGCCUGCAGCUUGGAACUGGAGCCUCCCUGCCAGCCCACUGCACUUCCAGGGCUACGAGAGUGGGAGGCCGCUGGGCCGUUGUUCCCCCUCGCCCACCUUCCGUCAGCGUGCUGGCAGCAUCAGUUCCCUCAGGGGCAACGAGGAGGACCUGGUCGACUAUCACCAGCGGCAGAAGGACGAGAGGCUGCGCGAGCAGGAGAUGGAGCGUCUGGAACGCCAACGCUUGGAGACAAUCCUGAACCUCUGCACAGAGUAUAACAAGAUGGGUGGCUGCACAACUGGGGAGGCCGUGAGCAGCAUUGAGAAGAUCGGCGAAGAGCUGCACAGACUCUCGCUAACCCAGAGCAGAGGCUGCUCACCACAGCUGGAAUUCAGUUGCCGCAGUGGCACUGAGAGUGACACCAGGGCGAAGCUGAGAGCCUCACCAUGCCCCUCCUCUGUCUUCGAUUUCCCUCCGUCCGGGCGAAGGUCAAGGAGGAACUCUGGUUCCAUGGAUUCAGGCAGAUGUGAGGAGCUAAACCGCACACACCUGGGGCAGCAGCCUCGUGCACUGUCGUCUUCCAGUGCCGCAGAAACUUCUACCAAAUAUCCAGCUGUUUCCACCUCAUCCUACUGUCCGAAGCCCCAGCUCCAGCAAAAUGAUCUGGCUGACAGGUUAAAUCAGUUUGGGGAUGUUCGAGAAGGAGGUGCCGUAGUUCCGGGUAACAUGGAAGACAAGAUAUUGGCAGAGAUGAACAUGAAGGAAAGAUUUAACCAACUGGAUGAAGAAUGCAUGACUAUCCUAAACAAGGUGGAAGAGAUUAACCUGAAGAUCAAAGAGCUGGACAACCAAAUGGAAGAAUCUUCACAAGAGAUGGAGAUGGAACGAGCUUUAUUGGAAGCUGAACAAGAUUCAGAGAUGUCACAUGUUCAAUAUGAAAAGGAAGUGCUUGAACAACUACACAAAAAGAUGACUGACCUGGCGGAAGCUAGUCUUACACCUAAAAUGGCACAGGACGGCGAACAGAUGGAUGCUGAUGUGAAACGAUACGACGACCUGGAACUCCAGCAGCUGGAGCAGGAGAGUAGACUUGAGGAGGAGAAAGAAAUCCUCUCCAACCAGCUGCUGAGUGAGGUGUCUGAGUACCAGAAGAGCAUUGUCACCAGGGAGAAAAGGAUUGUGUCGUUAAGGAGUCAGGCCCAUCAGAUUGUGCAGCAAGCCCAGCUGGAGCACCAGCACUUCACACAGGAGAAGAACAGCCUGCUGGUAAUGCUGCAGAGAGAAAAAGAUAACCUGCUGAGCUUGGAGAAGGUCUACUGUGAAAACACUGGGGGGACCAGACUUCCUAUCAAUCCAAACAUACUCAAAGAGCCUUCAGCGUCAUUGCCUCUCUGUAAUGGACGUGGAUCCCCUCUGUACCUCUCCUCCUGCUCUGGGCCUGAACCAUCAGCAGAAGAUACAACGCCUAGUACGAAUGCUUCUUCUCUUCCUCCCUCUCCACUUCCAUCUGCACCACCUCUUCCAGCCAAAAAGCAUUGCCGACAAAAUCAGAGCUUCCACACUCUGGAGGACAGGAAGAAGCAGCAGAAAGAAGGUACUUACCAGAGUGACACAGUGCCAAGAAAGAAGACCAGCUCAGGUACUGUGUCGAGGUUCAGUAGUUCGACACUGGGCCGCAGUUCCACCCCUCAGAGUCACUUAACUCUGGUGCAAAGCAACAGCUGUGGCAAUAUUCCCCCUCACAACGCCACAGCAAGUGUGAAGGAGAUGGACAUUAGGAGGCUUCAAGGUCACAAAGGACCAGCCUUGCAUUCGAAGGGGAAUCGCAGGAAAGGACCCCGGCUUCACCGUGCCAAUGAGGAGCAGAGAGUGAAAUCCCAGGUCCAAGCUCGUAGUGGGCUGGAACACACCCUCUGUACUGACAAUGGUUGCAAGGACAGCACCUUUGAUGCCCUCAGCUUGGACAGCUCCGACAGUGCAGACACCAACUUGUCUGCGUGUUCCCCUGACAAUAUUUCCAGUGCCAGUACGUUCAAUGUUGCAAAACUUGAGGAAAUGGAACGUCUUUUGAAGGAGGCUCAGGCUGAAAAAGCGUGGCUCAUUGAGAGCAAAGAGCGGGAAAUGGAGGCGAAGAAGCAGGCAUUGCAAGAGGAACGAUUCCGCAGGGAGCAGCUGGAGAAAAGGCUCCAGGAGGAGACGGAACGCAGGCAGCAGCUGAUCGAGAAGGAAGUCAAAAUGCGAGAAAAGCAGCGAUGGCAGGCCAGGCCGCUGACUCGCUACCUCCCAGUCAGAAAGGAAGACUUUGACUUGCGAGCCCACAUCGAAGCAGCUGGACACAAUGUGGAGACUUGCUACCACGUGUCCCUCACAGAGAAGACCUGCAGAGGCUUCUUGAUCAAAAUGGGUGGCAAAAUUAAAACCUGGAAGAAACGCUGGUUUGUUUUCGACCGGACUAAACGGACCCUCUCCUAUUAUGCAGACAAACACGAAACCAAAUUGAAAGGAGUGAUCUAUUUCCAAGCCAUCGAGGAGGUUUACUACGACCAUCUGAAGAGUGCGUACAAGAGCCCCAAACCUUUGCUUACCUUCAGCGUGAAGACCCGGGACAGAAUCUUCUACAUGGUGGCACCAUCUGCUGAGACCAUGAGGAUCUGGAUGGAUGUCAUAGUGACGGGAGCUGAAGGUUACACCCAGUUCCAGCUCUAGAGGAAGCUUUCUGCCUUUAUAACCUUAUUCUGCAUGCAAAGUGUUUUGAAUUGUAUAUGAAACAAGGCUCUUUGCUACAGAUCACUGCUGGAGAUCUACCUAUGUUAUCUCGAACGUGUGACAAUCGUACACAGGUUAAAGUGUUACAGUAUUAACUUGCAUAAAUUGGAGCAAAGUUUGCUUUGGAUGUUCUGGAAGGAAAGGAGCCUUUGUGACUGAGAAGUACGCAGAUUAAGGAAUAUGCCUUGGUGUCUGGUUACAUGAGAUGAGUGAAUGAAGCCCAGUUUAUGGUCGGGGUGUGUGUGUGUGUGUGUGUGUAGCUCAGAGUACAUGUGAUAGCCAUGUCCAAGCACACGGCUGUGUCUCUGGCUGGCAUGAAUUCCUUUGUGCGUGGUGCAAUUUUCAGAAGAUAGUAUACCCUCAUGUGUCCCUGCUCUGACUUCAGUAUAUGUGCCUAAGUAUGCAGUGGUCCUUGUGGGGGUGUUGUAGCUGUACUGCCUGAGAGAGAGGGAGUGUUUGUGUGUGUGUAUGAGAGAGACUAUUCCAGCGUACACCCCCAGGUGAGUGUGGGUGUGCAAGCCCAGUCAAAACCAGCGAAUAUGCAGCUCUGCUUCAGUAUUUGUAACUUGCCCAGGCUGCCUUACCUCACCCCUAUGUGUCCCCGGUAUGCGGAGAACCUGGCAGCAAUCAGUAGAGAUGGAAAACUUGUUUAAAAAUGGUCAGAGAAGGUAGCCUUGCACGUUUUGAAAUCAUACUCUUCAGGACCACACAUUACACAGUGCAGAUGUUUCUGUAGUCAGGGCUUUCUCUGCAGUCUCCCAGGUGCCAAAAUUAGGCUGGAUCAGCAGAUCAGCUCUCUGCCACAGCUAAGGCAACCAGGGGACCCAUCCCCUGUGUGUGAAACAGCCCAGGAUCUGGACUGACAUGGCAUUGGUGAUUUGUCCAGCAAGAGAACUCUUAUUUUUGUUUCUUUAUUUUUUUAAAGUUUAAUUGUUAUUUUUAUUUAAACACCCUGUUUUUAAAUGAUAUUUGUAUUAUUGAAACUAAAGAUCAGGUAGCAGGAAUAAUCUUGCCAGCAGUUACUCUGGCACCUUGUGGGCAGCCUCUGUGGUUUUACAUUAAUAUUGCUUUCUGCUAAUGUGCAGAGUUUUCCAAAGGAAUGACUUAAACUCCAACAGAUACCUUUGUUAUCGCAAUCAGACUGACAGAAAUGUGUAACUGAUGGCAAACUGCCAGCAUAUCACAUUUCACUUUCUGAAAUCUGUUCCUUUACCCCUCUCAAAGCCACAAAAAAACAAUUGUAAUCCGCCUGAAGCCUUAGAAGUAUAGUAACUGACUUCAUUGUAUCCUGCAGUUAUAGUUCAUAUCUUAAACUAAACAGACAUUUCCAGAAUUCAGAGGUGUGGAAAGAAGUCAGAAGUUUUGGUUGAUGUUGUCAGUUGAUGUUAUAUUUAGGAAUCACUGUUGCCUCUACCAAGUGUUGACACUUUAUUCUCCAGUGGGAGAAUGAAGGAUGAGCAAUAUGUGGACUGUGCCUUUACGACCCAGAGCUUAUCAGACUCAGGUCUACAUGCCGAGCUGUGGAACUGGCCUCUCUCUUUCACAUCCUUGUCCACCUUGUCACCAGUAGUCUAUUUGCCACCCCAGCAGCAGAAAGUGUUGCAGAAUUCAGCUUUCUCCUUAGCUCAAAAGAUCACCAACAAUUUCUUAGUGCAAGGAUGGCCUAAUUUAAACUUUAUUUAGUAGCUUUUUAUUAAGUAUAUGGAGAAAGUGUUCAGUAUUAUGAAUAUAACUAAAAUCCAACUUGCGGACAACUGAUCCCAACUUCCAUAUUCCAUGAAAAGACACAUGUAAGAUCUUCUGAUCCCAGUCCAUUCAUCUUCCUUAGUAAGGCUCCCUCCCACCCACCACCCAUCACCCAUGAUGUCCAUUGAAUGGAAGUUCCUUAGCUUUGUCCCUUUCUGCCCUUUACUAUCCUUCUUUGGAAUCCUUUGGGGAGAGGCCAAUGAGGAUCAGUUGGCAUCACUGAUCUUGGGGCUUGAUGAGUGCAAGGUAUUUAAAUAGAGUUGAAAGCAGUUAAGGUGGUAAAUCUUACUUUGCCUGAUUCUUAAAUAAUGGGCAAAAUUUGUAUUCAGAUGUGUGUCAGAGAAUUUAUUUUAUCACAAAGCUUUUAACUAAUUUUAUCAUAAACAGCUGUUACCAGUUUAGUCAUUUUAACAGCUGCCCUGUGUACAUGCAUCUAAGCUCAUUAUUUAUUCUCUGUUACUUUAUAAUAUAUAUGGAAUUCUGUAUCUUGCACACUCAUGAUUAUUUCCUAUUUUAAAUGUCUUUAUAUGGUUGCAUUUUCUGAGGAAUCUAUAAAUUUGAAUAAAA
Messenger RNA from Mobula hypostoma (lesser devil ray), 6912 nucleotides. RefSeq names its product pleckstrin homology-like domain family B member 2. Gene Ontology annotation, molecular function: protein binding. The transcript is spliced from 24 exons. Gene Ontology annotation, cellular component: basal cortex. Lineage: Eukaryota; Metazoa; Chordata; Chondrichthyes; Myliobatiformes; Myliobatidae. Bases 538 to 4539 code for a protein of 1333 amino acids. The record is from RefSeq and is a predicted model, not a curated record. Gene Ontology annotation, biological process: regulation of microtubule cytoskeleton organization.